This is a messenger RNA of Striga asiatica, 447 nucleotides long. The record is from the annotation of a GenBank genome assembly. NCBI's taxonomy places the organism in Eukaryota, Viridiplantae, Streptophyta, Magnoliopsida, Lamiales, Orobanchaceae.
AUGGAUGAUGUUUUGAUUGUGGACUCAGAAAAUGCAAAUUUUGAAGAAAGUGGAACUGCCCGGGAUAAUGAAACUGGAAUAAAUGAUUCUAUUUCUAAAGUUGGUAUGCAAUUCCCCAAUGAAAAGGAAGUUUCUCACUUUUAUAUGCGAUACCCAUAUGCCACUGGUUUUCUUGUGAGAAAAAGAAGUUCGGGGAAGGAUGAUGAUGGAGUUCUACGAUAUGUCACAUUCACUUGUAGUAGCGAAGGACGAAUAAAUAGUUCUACAAGAACUUCCAUGAAGCCGCAACCCAUAAGUAAUACAGGGUUUGUUGAAGCUGGCGGGUACGAAAAUAUAACUUUUGUGGAGAAGGAUUGUCGUAACUAUGUCGAGCAGGCCAGACGCCUAAGACUUGGCGAAGGGGAUGCGGCUGCAAUACAAUCCUACUUUUCUAAUAUGCAAGCUUAA